CGACAGUGACGGGGGAUUAUUUGUGCGUGAGAUAAUGCGUGCGGAAGCCGGAUUUAGUUGCUAUCUUGUCGAUAAAUGUUCUCGAUCGCCUCUUUCGUGCUUUCGUUGCGAUCGAGCACAGUGGAAUCGCGAGGUUAGCCGCGUUCGCGGAAUACCGGAGGCUAAAUGAGGUGCAGUAAAGGGAGAAAACGAAAGCGGAGGAUGCCUAGCCAGUGGAUCUUCAAAGUGUCCAGCAACGGCCGCGAAUGAACUUUCCGUCUUCACUGUUCGGACACAAAGACAAGACUGAGUAAUUGGAUCGGAUUUGUCAGAAAGAUGGAUAAUAUCUUUGGAAAGGAAGAUUCUGGAGAUGAAAAAGAUAGUGAGCAUAAAGAUGUGGAAGAGCAUGAAGAUAAUAAAACUAGUCUUACACAUAAUUCAGGGUCCAAAGAUAUUGAAGCUAUGGAGAUUGAUAAUAUUGUAUCAUUUGUUAAGGUAGAAUUGGAUGCAAUGAGUUCUCAAUCGCAAUCAGAUGCUGAGGAGAUUGAAAACACUGGAUCUAAUUCUACCUGCCCAGUUGCAGAGAAUAAAGUUGUAGAGACUGUGAAACAAGAACUUGAUAUGAAGGUAGAGGAACAAACUGCUGAAGAUAUAUUUAGUAAUGACAUUAUGAUACCUCGUGCCAAUCCAGUCAGUACAAAAGAAAGGCGGGAAAGUAAAGAGAAGAGCAAAAAGGAGAUAGAAGAAGAGGAGAGAGAAAAAAUGCAGGUGCUAGUAUCUAACUUCACUGAAGAUCAGCUAGAUAGAUACGAAAUGUACAGACGAUCCGCAUUUCCAAAAGCAGCAAUAAAGAGGAUUAUGCAAACCAUAACAGGUUGUUCAGUAUCUCAAAACGUUGUUAUAGCUAUGUCAGGAAUUGCUAAGGUAUUUGUUGGCGAAAUUGUUGAAGAAGCUUUAGAUGUUAUGGAGGCGCAAAAUGAAACUGGCCCAUUACAACCAAAGCACUUGAGAGAGGCUGUCCGCAGAUUGAGGUUACAGGGUCAAAUACCGAAUGGUCGGGCACACAAAGCUUUCUUCAGAUUAUAAUUAGUCCGAUAUUUGCAACAUAUUAAUUUAAUGUUUCUUUCGCAGAAAUGUACCGACAUUAGAGUAAUCUAAAUAUAAAUUAUAUAGUUUGCCCAGAUUAAAGUUGGGUUUU
Trachymyrmex cornetzi is the source of this 1177-nucleotide messenger RNA. RefSeq names its product TATA-box binding protein associated factor 11 (gene Taf11). Lineage: Eukaryota; Metazoa; Arthropoda; Insecta; Hymenoptera; Formicidae. Gene Ontology annotation, cellular component: nucleus; transcription factor TFIID complex. The transcript has 7 exons. Gene Ontology annotation, molecular function: protein heterodimerization activity; RNA polymerase II general transcription initiation factor activity. The record is from RefSeq and is a predicted model, not a curated record. Bases 316 to 1065 code for a protein of 249 amino acids. Gene Ontology annotation, biological process: transcription initiation at RNA polymerase II promoter; RNA polymerase II preinitiation complex assembly.